Penicillium manginii is the source of this 978-nucleotide messenger RNA. RefSeq names its product isopenicillin N synthase family dioxygenase. Gene Ontology annotation, molecular function: dioxygenase activity. The transcript is spliced from 5 exons. The record is from RefSeq and is a predicted model, not a curated record. Bases 1 to 978 code for a protein of 325 amino acids. NCBI's taxonomy places the organism in Eukaryota, Fungi, Ascomycota, Eurotiomycetes, Eurotiales, Aspergillaceae.
AUGCCAACCGAACAGGCUCCACCAAUCAUUGACUUUUCGCCUUUCUACGAGGAAGAUCAGUCCGCGAGACGGGGACUUAUCAAUCAAGUUCGCUCUGCAUGUGAAAGCUUCGGCUUCUUUCAGAUUGUCAACCAUGGCGUUCCCGAGUCCCUUCGUCAGGAUAUCUUAAAGCAAUCGGUCGAUUUUUUUAAACUCUCUCUGGAGAUAAAGGAGAAGUAUAACAAGGAUAUUGGCGGAUUCAACCGUGGUUACGAGCGCCUGCGAGCACAGAACUUCGAGAAAAAAACGGAGGGUGACUUGAAAGAGGGUUAUUACUUUGGCACCGAUCUUCCUCUCGAUCACCCUUACGUUGUUGGACGUAAAAUCAAUCUAGGACCCAACAAAUACCCCGAAGAUGUAUCCGACCCAACGGCAUUCAAGGUGAUUGUCGAUAGCUAUUUCAAAAGUGUGGAGAAGCUGGCACAUGAUAUAUUGAGAAUUUUGGCUUCUACAUUGAACUUGGAUGAGGAUUUCUUCCAAGACUACGUCGACACACCCAUCGCUAUAUUGCGUCUACUGCAUUAUCCUCCCCAGCCGGCUAAUGCAUCUUCUGAUGAGAGAGGAAUUGGGGCUCACACUGACUUUGGUGGCAUCACCAUUCUUCUACAAGACAUGAUCGGUGGCCUCCAAGUGUGGAACAAAGACCACUCGACUUGGGUUGAUGUGAAGCCUCUGGAGGGCGCCUUCGUCGUCAACCUUGGCAACAUGAUGAUGCGCUGGACGAAUGAUCAUUACUUGUCCAAUCUACACCGUGUGAUCAACAAGACGGGGAAAGAACGUUACUCUGUCCCCUUCUUUUUCUCUGCGGCGGCGCAAAGUACCCCCCCUAUCUCGGUCGAGGAGUGGAUUACAGGACGAUACGCGGAUACUUACGGUACGAAGGAUAAUACCAAGGCAAUGAAGGAUUUGUCAGUCGAAGCAGAGAAGGCCUAUGCAUGA